Messenger RNA from Zingiber officinale, 528 nucleotides. RefSeq names its product ethylene-responsive transcription factor ERF098-like. Gene Ontology annotation, biological process: ethylene-activated signaling pathway; regulation of DNA-templated transcription. Gene Ontology annotation, molecular function: DNA binding; DNA-binding transcription factor activity. The coding region runs from base 1 to 528 and encodes 175 amino acids. The transcript has a single exon. The record is from RefSeq and is a predicted model, not a curated record. Lineage: Eukaryota; Viridiplantae; Streptophyta; Magnoliopsida; Zingiberales; Zingiberaceae.
AUGAUGUUUUCCCCUCCCAUCCAUGGUCCUCCCUCACCGUCGCCGCCCCCUCUCCUGCCAUCUCAAUUGGGCCACCCCGCGGAGCAGGAUCGCGUCCCCAAGGGACCGGCGUUCCGCGGCGUCCGCCAGCGGCCAUGGGGCAAGUUCGCAGCGGAGAUCCGGGAUCCCAACCGCCGUGGAUCCCGCGUUUGGCUCGAGACAUUCGAUGCCGCCGUGGACGCCGCCCGCACAUACGACCGCGCCGCCUUCCAGAUGUGCGGCCGCAAGGCAAUCCUCAACUUCCCCAACGAGAUCGGCCUAUCCGCCUGCCAAUCGGUGGAUCCCCUUCUUCCCCUGCCUCCUCCGAUUUUUUCAUGGAGCGGAAAGUGGAAAGGAGCAAUGGAGACGGAAUCACCCAGGGCGGCGAUGAAGGAACGAUCGGCGCAAGCGGAGGAGGUCGAGGAGGAAAGCAAGGUCGGGUUGUUCCUCGUGCCGCCGCUGUCGCCGAUUUCGCGGCGGUUCUUCGUCGAAUUGCUAGUGAACUGUUGA